AUGGCUGGUGCUCAAGAUGAUAACAGACAGCACUUCAAAAAACAACCAAACAGACAAGAUUACAAUGCUAAUUCCAAGCGAAAAAAUUCUUUCGCGGGUAAAAAUAAAGACUUUCACAAUAAUACUCUACCACCAGCUUCAGUUUCAGUUACUCCUCCACCAACAACCCCAACUUCAACCUCUUCCAAUACGUCAUUUGCUGGUCCUGGACCAGCUUUACCUAGUUUGAAACCAGCCCCAGAACACGUUCCUGUUAAUCAUUUUAACUCUCAGGAAAUUUCAAAUUAUUUGAAUAAUACCUGGAAAGAAACAUUGGAUCGAUAUCAUGAUAUUAAUCUUCCCGAAGUUGAAAAACCAGAGAUGUAUAAAUCCACUGAAAAGGCAUGGGUAGCUAGAAGUGGACCUGUCUGGGGGAUCAAAGGAAAUUUAAUGGCGAACGGCAAUGAUUUCUUUGCCGAAUUGAGAAAACCUCCGCUCGCUCAAGUAUCAACCGCCCAGCCGGCGACAGCCAAGUAA
Funneliformis mosseae is the source of this 516-nucleotide messenger RNA. Lineage: Eukaryota; Fungi; Glomeromycota; Glomeromycetes; Glomerales; Glomeraceae. The record is from the annotation of a GenBank genome assembly.